Chenopodium quinoa (quinoa) is the source of this 3766-nucleotide messenger RNA. RefSeq names its product zinc finger BED domain-containing protein RICESLEEPER 2-like. The coding region runs from base 1893 to 3293 and encodes 466 amino acids. The record is from RefSeq and is a predicted model, not a curated record. The transcript is spliced from 3 exons. Gene Ontology annotation, molecular function: DNA binding. NCBI's taxonomy places the organism in Eukaryota, Viridiplantae, Streptophyta, Magnoliopsida, Caryophyllales, Amaranthaceae.
CAGUAUGGGGAAAUAAUUCCUCAAAUUCCAUCCCAUCAUAUCACAAAUAGGUUAUAAAAUUAUACAUCAAAGGGAGUGGUAAAGGUUUGAUUUUACAAUCCCCCCCCCCACCAUCCGUCCUUUUUUUAUCACCACAAAUGUAGGACUUCACACAAUAGAAACAAAAUUAAGCAUUCAGUUUUUUAAUUUUUUUUAUAACAAACACAUUAAGAAUUUACAAGAUUUUGCAUCUUCAAUUAAUCCAUCAAGCAACUCCAACGGUGGGCUACAAGAUAUUGUAGCUUGCUUUUUCAAGCAACAUCAAUAUCAAGCUACAAGUUGCCCUAACAAUUAGCUACAAUACCAUGUAGCUUGCUUGAUCAAUAUUUUUAAAAAAUAACAUAAAAUAAAAACUAGCAUAAUACAACAUCACCAAUAAACAUUUUUUAUUCCAUGUGUCAUCAUUAACAAUAAAUGGAUACAAAGAGGUUAGAACACCAAACCUCAAUGAAUGAAACCUAACUUAUAAACAUUUUAACAAGAAAUAAAACAUUCUUUAUUAAUCCAUACAAAUAUAUAAAUACAUAUUGGCCUGGAAUAUAGACUAAAAGCAAAAAAAAAAAAAAUGUAAAAUAAUGGAAAACUUGACAUUUGGUAGCAGCGAAGGCACCUCGUGUCACAUUUGCUACCCGUUUAAAUUUUUUAUUUUACUUUACUACCACCCAAAUUCCCUAACUAUAGAUAUCACUUCCUGUUGUCUUAUGCCGUUAUUGUUUCCGUUAGUGGUGCCCAACCACCGUCCAGCCAGCUCACUGCCACCCAAGCCACUUCACUGCCACCUUCCAGCCACCGCUCCAUCUUCAGCCACCCUCAUUGCCACCAUCCAACCCCCCUUUCCCCCAUCAACGUUGCCCCGAAACCCCACUGCCACCCCCUCCCCUCACCGAUGAUCGGCCAUCCCCUUCCCGUCGUAGAUAGGGGUGUUCAAAAAAACCCGACCCGGUUGUCCCAUCCCGAAUUCCCGAUGACCCGCAAAAAACCUAACGGGAAAUUUUCAAAAUUUUCCGUUUUUUUCGAGUCGGGUACCCGUCCCGGUAAAAUAGUAAUUUCGUGGGCCGAGACAUGGGACAAGCUUUGCUAAUUUCGGGUACCCGGGUACCCGUUAAAAAAAAUAAAAUCGUAUGAGUCUUCUGCGCGUAUUUAAUUAAGGCCAAGCCCACUUAACACUUUAACAAUUAGACUUAGGUUUCCAAUAAGGCAAACUCCUAAAAAAACGCAAUCACCUUUCACCUGCUUCCACAAUUCUCUCUCUCCUAGGGCUUGGUCUUUCCUCCAUUGAAGCAGCUUUGGUGGUUUCGUUCCUCAUUGAAGCAGCGUUGUGGUUUCGUUCCUCUAUUGAAGCAGCUUUGUGGAUCCAUCCUCAAACUUCAUUAGAAAAUGUCAACAUUUAAGGAUGAUUCUGAUGACUUGAUGGAGACAAAUUCAAGUCAAACAGUUGAAGCACGAGAUUUUGAUGAGGCAGAGGUUUUGGAGAAGGCCCCAAAAACAUGGCCUAAGAAGAAAAGAGCAGGGAAGAAACCAAAAGCUGAAAAAGAAGGAGGUAAAAGGAAAAAAAACCUCUAAUGCUUGGGAACACUUUAAAGUAAUUAAAACUGACCCAAACCAUACUAAAUGUCUUUAUUGUGGGGCAAUAAUUGGUUGUGAUCCAAAGAAUGGAACUAAUGGCAUGAAUCGACACACUGAUAGGUGUAAAAAAUCUCUAUUUUACAAAGAUAAAUCUCAAACUAUCUUAGAUUUAGAGUCUAGGACAAAGAUUAAUACUGAUGGGAGUGUCCAAACUGUUAAUGUUCCUAAAUUGUGGAGAUUUAAUCAUAAUGAGAUUAGAAAAGCACUUGCUAAGAUGUUAAUUGUAGAUGAGUUGCCUUUUGCUUUUGUUGAACGUGAAGGUUUUUGUUAGUUUUGUAAAGUUGUUGUUCCUGAAUUUGUUACUCCCUCGCAUGCUACCAUUACAAGGGAUUGUUAUGGUCUUUUUUUUUUAUCAAAGGAAAAAGUUAAAGAAUUUUUUCAACAAUUUGUCUUCUAGAGUAUGUCUUACUACAGAUACAUGGACUUCGGGUCAAAACUUGUCAUAUAUGUGUCUUAUUGCUUAUUUCAUUGAUGAUGAUUGGAAAUUGCAUAAAAGAAUCAUUAACUUUUGUCCUGUUGCUGGUCAUUCUGGGGAGCUUAUUGGUAAAUCUGUUGAAAAAUGUUUGUUAGAAUGGAAUUUGAAGAGGGUUAUGACUGUAAGAGUUGACAAUGCUAGCUCAAAUGAUAUGUCUAUAAAGUACUUGAAAAAAAUCUUUAAUCUUUGGGAUGGGUGUGUGUUGAAUUAUGAGUUUUUGCAUAUGAGAUGUGCCGCACACAUUUUGAAUUUGGUUGUUAAAUAUGGCUUGAAAGAUGUGAAUGUUUCUGUUUUAAAAGUCCAAGCUACCGUGAAAUAUGUGAGGUCUUCUCCUUCUAGGCUUCAGAAGUUCAAGUCUUGUGUUGUAGAAGAGAACAUCACUUGUAAGGGUCUUGUUUGUUUAGAUAUUGAAACAAGAUGGAAUUCCACCUAUUUGAUGCUUAAGACUGCUUUAGUGUUUAUGAAAGCCUUUAAGAAUAUGAAAACAAAGCUCUCUCCUUACACUAAAGAGCUUAUAAAGCAACCGGUGGGAGGUGCUCCCGAUGAUGAGGAUUGGAAUAAAAUUCAAAGUUUCUUACCUCUUCUUGAAAUUUUUUAUAAUGCUACUUUGAAAUUGUCCGGAUCCCGUUAUGUGACGGGAAAUACUUUUGUGGAAGAGAUUUAUGAUAUUGGGUACACCAUUUAUGACUGUGAUAGUGAUCCGAAUGAUGAUGUUAAGAAUAUGACAAAACAAAUGAAAUUGAAAUUUGACAAGUAUUGGGCAAAUGUUCAUAAAAUUAAAAUCUUGAUGUUCAUUGCAUUGAUUCUUGAUCCAAGGAAUAAGUUGAAGUAUACGGAGCAUAUUGUGCGUAAUUCUUAUGAUGUUAGCAAUUCCUAUAUUUUGUGUCAACGUAUUCAAGAUACAUUAAAUUCAUUAUAUGAUUGUUAUGCACAAAAAGUGGGGUCAUCUUCUUCAAAUAUUGCCUCUACUAACCAAAGUGAAAAGGGUGGGAAAGAACAAAAAAAGGGUUCUAACAAUGUAUCUCGAUUGAGGGAUAGUUUUGUAAGGGAGAUUGGGAAUGAUUCAUCUUCCAAAGGAAUGACCGAAUUAGAAAAUUAUUUAGGGGAUAAACUAGAGCCUAGUGAUGAGGAUUUUGAUAUUUUGGCAUGGUAGAGUGCAUAAGGAAAAACAUAUCCAAUACUUAUGACUAUGGCUCGUGAUAUUCUUGCUAUUCCGGUUUCUUCCGUAUCUUUGGAGUCCGCUUUUAGCACGGGAGGACGUGUUCUAGAUUCCUUUCGCACUUCUUUGAGCACAAAAAUGGUAGAAGGUCUUGUUUGUGGCCAAGAUUGGAUGCGUAGUUCUAAUGUCCCUAUUACUAUAGAGGAAAGCUUGCUUGAAUUAGAAAAUAUGGAAGAAGAAGGAAUGAAAGACUUGGCUUUGGAGCAACCAACGAUUGUUAUUGAUGAGACAAUGGAAAUAUCAGAUCUCACAAGUGAUUGAAUGUUAUGCAACAUAGGUUGUUAAUUGUUAACUUAAACAUGAGUACCUCUUGUUGUAAUCUGUAUUAGCAAAGAUCCUUUGAUUUGAGACUUUAUGGUGUCUUCUGAAUUGGACAUGUAUUCAGAUUUGAGACAUGUUCUGCUGUC